AUGCCAAAUUUGAUAUCAUUUCAUGUUUUUAUUUGUGAAUCACUUCAACCUGGCGUUAAUAUAAAUAAAUAUGCGAAAAGAAAUGAUAGAAUUCAUUGUCUCACCAAUUUAACUCUUCGAGUACUUGAUCUUAAAUCAAAAGACGAACUUACAUUAUUAUUUACUCGGUAUUGUUCAAAUGUAAAAAAACUUAUCAUUUAUUUAGAACCUAUGCAUAUAUAUGGAUUAUCUUUUCUGGAUGAAAAGCCUGGUGACCCUGUUAAGCAUUUACAACAAUGGGUAAGAACAACGAUUAGUCCAUUAUUACCUCAACUUACAAACUUUCACUUACGUCAAACUAUCCUUCCACAACAUGAUAAGCCUUUUGAACGACGACGUUCACCUUAUAUAAAGGAAAUUCCAUGUUCGUUCCAGAAUCGAUCUUAUCGAGUGUCGAUUGAUUCACACUUAAAAUAUUUAUGAUGAAAGUGAACAUGAACUAUGUUGACUUUACUAUUCGAAAUGAGAGGAUAUUUUGAAUUUGUUAUAUUAUUGUGUACUGUACAAUAAAUAAUAUCGAAGGUAGAAGAUACGUUAUAUAUCAAUCUAACAUAAUCAGCAUACACAGAUAAAAAUCAAAGCUUUUCUAAUACAACGAAAACAUGAUGAUCCUUUAAACAUAGCAAAUGGUUUAUAAACCCAAAUUGGCUGUUUCAAGUAAGGACAUUGGUACAUGAGAAUUGCCACAAACGACGUUAGAAAAUGACCACUACUCUAGAUAAUACGUUAAAAAAGUAGUUGAACUAUCAUCUCGUCAAUUACUGAUUUAUAGUUAUCUUAAUUGCUCUUAGAUGUAUUUGAAUACUUCAAAGAUAUGAGUUUCUCUAUUUUCAAGAUGACGAAUGUUUUCCUAGAUCUCGAUACGCUAUAUGUACGUGUUCAUUGUCGUUUUCUCGAUAAAAAAGAUUUCCGAUAGACAUAUAUAUAUAUAUACCAUUUUGAAUCGUUAAAACAAUCCUAAUGAAAAGGUUCUGCACAGUUGUUAUAUCGGUUCUGUCAUUCUUUUUCUUUUUUUUUCUUCCAACAAGUAAUUGCAACAUCAUAUGAAAUCUACGACACAAAACAAAUAUACACUAACCUGAUGAUACGAUAGAGGGCAAUAUAUAAGGCUAUAUAGCACACAUUUCAUCAACAAUCUAUAAUGGCAAAUCAAACUGUCCUCACGUUCCUUACAUUACCAGUAGAACUUGUGUAUCGAAUUCUUGAUCAUCAAUCGGAUAUGACAAUUAUAUGCUCAAUGAGAAAUGUAUGUCAACGAUUCAACACCAUCUUAGACAGUUAUUAUCGAUAUCAGGUAAAAUUUUUUUGUAUCAUGACAAUCUCUAUGCAACUAGACUAGCUUCAAUAGAAUAUAAAUGAGUCACCUAUGUGUCACUUGAGCAAAGUUAUCAGUUACCAAUCUCUCCCUAAAAAUUCAUUUUUUUUAUUAUAAUAAUAUGAAAAUAAUUUCCGUUUUUUUAUUUUUAUUCAAUUUCAUCUACAUGUUCCACGUUUCAAACUAGGUAUGACGUUAUAAACAUACAAUAUUCGAAUAAGAACGCAAAGAAAAGAAACAAAAUAUUGUUAUUUGCUUUUUAUUCGCAUGCAAAUACUUUUUUUAAAAUAUCAAUUCGAUAAUAAAAAUCAAGUUUCGAAAGGAAUUAGCAGUUUUUAAACUACAGUUUAUUUUGUUGUACAUAACGUGGUAGAUAUUUCCUUGAAAGAUGUCUCUAACAAUCGCUAUACGGUGUAUGUAGAUGAAGCGAAGAUUAAUCCACAUUCUUAUACCAUUAAAGUAGAACAUAUUUCUCCAAGGAGUACUACUUUUAAAGCAAUUUUUUCUCCCAAAUAAUUGCUUCGAAACCGAUUUCAUCUAAAGAAAUAUUUCUCGAAGAAUUUCAAAUUUUCAUCUAGACACUCACCACACUAUAUAUCGGAGGUAAACAAAUCGGAAGUGUUGAAGCACAACAUUUGGCUGAUGCCUUACAAUACAAUACAGUACUUAUCUUUCUCUGUUUAACUAUGCCAUGUUUUAACAGUCGCAUUUUCCUUUAGAUACUCACUACACUACAUCUCCUUAAUAAUGAAAUCGGAGAUGUUGAAGUACAACAUUUGACUCAUGCAUUACAACACAAUACAGUACAUGUCUUUCUCUGUUUGCGUAUACCAUAUUCUUACCUGCUCUUUUUCAUCUAGACACUCACCACACUAAUUCUCGGAGUUAAUGAAGUCGGCACCCUUGGAGCACAGCAUUUAGCUCAUGGAUUACAAUAUAACACGGUACUUCUCAUUCUCGUCUCAUCUAUACUAUGUCUUUACCUCAACUUCCUCAUGUAGACACUCAC
This is a messenger RNA of Adineta steineri, 2363 nucleotides long. The record is from the annotation of a GenBank genome assembly. NCBI's taxonomy places the organism in Eukaryota, Metazoa, Rotifera, Eurotatoria, Adinetida, Adinetidae.